ACGCACACACGCACACACGCACAUACGUCGCCCCGCCCCCCUUCCCAGACAUCGAGAAUGCUGUCUCGCUACCUCUCAGGACAUGCGACCAGCACUGCCCUGUUGCGUCUGGGACCGCGCCGGAUGACCGCCGCGGCCCUGUGCGCUCGGCCACUGACCGCCAUUGCCAGCGCAACUGUGACAACUCGCCGGGCCUCGACCACCCCGGCUAUCCCCCCCUCAAUGACCAUGAUCAAGCCCGGUGCCCAUUUGACCGAUCGGCGCCUUGCCAUGGGUGUGGCCCCCUCGAGACACUAUUCGUCCUCCGCUCCCGGGGCCGGUGAGGGUCCAUCCGGCCCGGCGCCGGUUUUCCGCCGUCGAAUCUCCACCCUCCUGGCUCCCUUCCACCGGAAUGUCGAUCCUACCCUGUCGAAGAGCCACCAGAUGCUGCUUCGGGCUGGCUUCAUCUCUCGGUCUGGCAAUGGCCUCUAUUCGCUGCUCCCUCUGGGAUAUAGCGUGCUGCGGCAGAUCGAGGCGGUUAUUGAUGACGAGUUGCAGAAGGCCCAAUGCCACCGCCUUUCCCUGCCUCUCCUUCAGUCCGAUGCCCUAUGGCGCAAGACCGGACGCUGGGAUACCACCGGCCCGGAGCUCUUCCGUUUGAAGGACCGCCACCAUAAUGACUACUGUCUGGCACCGACGCACGAGGAGGAGAUCACCUCGCUGGUGGCCGCACAUCAAGACAGCUCGGCCACCUCCCUGCGCUUGUAUCAGAUUGGCCAGAAAUUCCGGGACGAAAUGCGUCCCCGCUCGGGGCUCCUCCGCUGCCGCGAGUUCGUCAUGAAAGACCUGUACACCUUCGAUGCGUCGCCAGAGCAGGCGGCUGUCACGUAUGACGAGAUCUGCGCCAGCUAUGCGCGCAUCCUCCAGCGACUGGGCCUCGGGGACCAUGUCAAGGCUGAGGCCGAUACUGGGGCCAUUGGCGGCAGCAAGUCCCAUGAAUUCCAUGUCCUCCAUGAUGCCGGUGAGGACACCAUCAUCAGCUGCAACCAGUGCUCCUAUGCAGCCAAUGUGGAGAAGGCGGUUGGCCGGCACCCGCGCACGGACGCCGUCCCGAUCACGGGCAGCCUGGACGGGCUGAUGGAGCGCGAGCAGCUGGAAGCCCUUGACCGCCUGCGCCUGCCGGCCGGCUUCGACAAGCUCCCUCUGGCUGGUGGAAGCGCCUCGGAGCUGUCUCUGUCGCUGGUGCACUUCGAGCUGCCGCGCAAUGCCGGACCCGAGCAUCCGCUGGCCUCGCACGUUCCUGCCGCCGGGGUGGAGCACAGCUCCAGCGGUGCCAUGAGCCCCUGGGCCAAUCGCCCAGCCGCGCUGGUUAUUCAUCUGAAGGAAGACGAGAUCAAUCCCCUGCGUGUUAAUACCACCCUCAAUGUCAACAAUGCCGAGGUUGUUGGCCAGCAUGAUACCUUCUGGUCGACUCUCAUCACCCGCUACGGGCGCGAUACGUUCCCCAUUCUGGUGGACCGUAAUGUCUUGAUCGGUGAUGAUACGCAGGCUGCCGAGUCGGAGAAGGGGGACGGCGCCCCGCUGGUGAUUGGCGAUCUGGCCAUCGCCAGCCCGGGAGACCAGUGUGCUUGCUGCGGCACGGGUGUACUUGGCCAUCGCCGUGGCAUCGAAGUUGGUCAUGCCUUCUACCUAGGAACAACCUAUUCGGCACCGCUGGACCUCGGCGCGUCGGAGAAAUUCGCCUUCAUGGGCUGCUAUGGUCUCGGCGCCACGCGCCUACUGGCGGCUAUUGCCGAGGUGAAUCACGACGCCAAGGGCUUCGUGUGGCCUGAGGAGGUGGCCCCCUUCCGGGCGACGAUCAUUUCCACCGAGGCCAAUCAGGAGGCUGCCAACCACCUCUACGAUAUGCUUGGCCCUCGUGGCGGAUCAGCCCUCUAUGGUGGCGCCAUCCUUGAUGACUCGGGUCAGCGCAUUGGCUUCCAAUUCAACCGCUCAAUGGCCUCGGGUAUCCCCUACAACAUCGUUUGCGGGCGCAUGAUCGAGCAUCAGGAGGCUGGUCGGUUUGGCGGCUUUGUGGAGAUUGAGUGCCGUCGUACUCUGGAACGCCGGUAUGCUGCCUUUGGCGACUGGGACAGUAUUGCGGCGGUCGUCUUCUCCGGACGCGGGUUCGCCGCUGCGCCACAUCUUCUUGCCACCCCCCCCGCCACUGCCUAGAUUCGCCAUCCCGGGAAACGUCAUCCUGCUCCUGUGCACCCCUGGGAGAUCGCCCGCAAAUAGAGACCCCUGUGUUCUUCUGCAUUGUCCCCCUUCGACAUGCCUGGCCCGUAUGUCGGAGGGCGGGCCUGAGGGAGGCGCGAGACAGGAAGCAAG
Fonticula alba is the source of this 2349-nucleotide messenger RNA. RefSeq lists its product as hypothetical. Gene Ontology annotation, biological process: prolyl-tRNA aminoacylation. The record is from RefSeq and is a predicted model, not a curated record. NCBI's taxonomy places the organism in Eukaryota, Rotosphaerida, Fonticulaceae. Gene Ontology annotation, molecular function: proline-tRNA ligase activity; ATP binding. The transcript is spliced from 8 exons. The coding region runs from base 58 to 2193 and encodes 711 amino acids. Gene Ontology annotation, cellular component: mitochondrion; cytoplasm.